Messenger RNA from Monoraphidium neglectum, 4986 nucleotides. RefSeq lists its product as hypothetical. The transcript has 8 exons. Bases 1 to 4986 code for a protein of 1661 amino acids. The record is from RefSeq and is a predicted model, not a curated record. NCBI's taxonomy places the organism in Eukaryota, Viridiplantae, Chlorophyta, Chlorophyceae, Sphaeropleales, Selenastraceae.
AUGAUCGAGACAGUACAGGCUCUGACCGAGGCGGACGCAUGGGCUCUAGCGUUGCACCUCAUUGGCAGCGUGCGCCCCAUCGCAGCGGCUCGCGAACCCCACUCCGCCUGGGACAGCGCCGGCGAUUCGGUUGUGCAUGUGCGGCUCCAGGCGCGGCCUGACGCCAGCAAGCUUGCCGAGCUGCGCGGUUGGUCAGCCUGCACAGAGCACUUGUGGCCCGCCGCCGGGCAGGGCCUAGGUAGCGCGCCGCUGGAUGUCGACCUGUGGUUACGUGUGCAGACAGGUGUGCAGCGGCAGGGCACGCAGUCUGGCCCCCACGGCAGCAGCGAAUGGGGCCUCCUCAACUGCCGCAGCGGCCCAAACCCAGAUGGCUGGGCCUACGCGUCGCGGCGCUUCAGCCUGUGCCCACUCUGCACAGCAGCGGCGCUGAUCUGCUCCUCUGACCCCGCGGCGCGCGCGAUGGUGGAGGCCGCUGCUGUGGGGGACGGGGCGCGCGACGGCGGGCCCACGGCAGCGGCGCGGGCUCGGCCGUCUGAGUGGGGCCGAGGCGCAGUCGGGGGCAGCAGCGGCAGUGGCGAUGGCGACGUUCUGUCUGCCGCCUGCUGGCUGCCGUCCCCUGCCGCGCAGCGCCUAGGAGUCACCCUCCAUCUUAUCCCCACCGAGCGCCGCGGCUGCCCUGGGCGCGGCGGCUGCCUGCCUUCCGCUGCGGACCUCGUCGCCGACGCUGACGCCACUACAGCGGUAGAUGACGGGGGGGAUGGCGAGGGCGCCCCGCCGCGCGCAACGAGCGGCGGCGACAGCGGCGUGUUUGACGGCAGUGGCAGCAGUGACGACUAUGAAAAUGACAGCAGCAGCGGCAGCGGCAGCAGCAGUGUUGGCGCGAGCCAAUCCUCACAACCCUCAUCCGGUAACAGCAGCCAGGAAUAUGACGCAGAUGACUUGGAUCCAAGAGAUUGGUGGGUCCACGCGUUGGGCGAGCCGCGGCCGAGUCAACGCGCGAGCACAGCCGGCAGGCAGCAGCGUGCGCCUGCCGGGCAGCUGGCAGAACGGCACUCGGCGGUCAGGGGCGCCGGCGCGUCGCCGUCCACCCACGGCGCGCGCGACUGGCGGGGCAGCGACGCGGCGGGCGAGGAGGUGCUGUGCAGUUUGGAGGAGCACUGGGCAGAGCUCGUGGCUGAACGGGCUCGCGCGAGAGCCGCGGCCGACCUCCAGGCCGGGCGCCAGCCGCGGCCGCCGCGGCGGUCUGGCUGGGGCGCGCGCCCGCGGUUGCUGCUGGAACUGCAGCGGCGCCCGCUGCGGCCGCGCGGGCCGGCGGGCGGCGGGGGUACGGUUGCCGCGCCGCACGGCUGCUUGCUGUGGGCCGCGCUCGGGCUCACAGCAAAUGUGCAGCAUGGGAAGGCGCGCGCAGGCCUUGCCCGCGCGGCCGCGGAGCUUGCGGCCGGCCGCCCGGUGGCAGCUGCCGCCGAGCUGCUGCACCGCCUGUCAGCAGCGCUGAGCGCCGACCCCGCUGCCAGGCGCCGCACGGGCCGCCGAGCCGGCGGCGCCUGCGGUGGCGGCGGCGGCGGGUGCGAUGCGCCCGACCUCGCCCGCGGCCUGGCGGCGCUGUUGCUGGUGGCGCGCCUGCCGCCGCCGGCGCGGCGGGCGCUCGCGCGGGUCGCGGGCGUGCUGGCCAGGUCGCCGCUGCCGGGGCUCGGGCCGGAGGGCGUUCUGGCGCUGGAGGCGCAGCUGCAGCUUGUGGCGCUGGCUGCGCUACACUCGUGGGACGCUCCGCCCCUUGCGGCCGCCCUGGCGUCAGAGCGACUCAGUCAUCCCGACAGCUUGCAGCCGCUGGCCUCGGCGUCUGGCGGCGGCUUGGGCGGCGAGGCGGCGGCCUACUGGCAAGGCAGGGAGCCGGCGGCCAUGACCAACCUGCGGCUGUCGUUUCUGCGCUUUGAAUUGGCCUUUCAGGAUGACGCGGAGAGCGCGAGCAGCCACGGCGGCGACGGCGGCAGCGGCGGCGAGGGCGGAGGCUCGGAAGGGAUUCGGCAGCUCGUGUCGGCCCUCGGCCGCGCGACCGGCAGUCUGGCCGAGGCGGCGGUCUGCCUUCUCAAGGACGGCGCCCCGGCGUCCGCGCGCGCGGCGGCCGCGCUCCUGCCCGCCGUCGCGGCGGCGGCGGCCGGCGCCGAGAGGGAGGGCGCGCGGGGCUUGCUGCUGGCGCUGCUGCGCGCGGCGCUGCUUGAUCCUGCAGUCCCCGCCGCCGCCAGCCUGCAGCUCGCUCUCGACCUGUGCCCGGCCGCGGCGGGCCCCUGGGCGUGCGCCCCGGGGUGGCCGCCCGCGCUCGCGCACUGCGCCAGCGGCGACGCUGCGGCAGGCACGGCAGAGUUCGAGCUGCCGGCGUGGCUGCUGCCGGCGGGGCGCCGGCUGGCUGCGCAGGGGUUGGUUCCGAUGGCGUAUCACACCUUGCACGCAGCAAUCGACGCGGCACAGAGGGCAGAGCUGCGGGAGGACGCCGCAGGCGGCGACGGCCCUGGCGCGACGGCGCCCCUGGCAGCGCUGGCGGUGGACGCGCUCUUCGCGCCGGCCUGGGAGCGGCUGGGACGCGACGCCGCCGCAUGCGCGGCCGCCGGCGCCGGGCGCGCGGCGCCUUGGGCGCCCACGGCGCAAGAAAGCCGGCGCGCAGCAAUGUCUGACUUGCGCGCCGCGCACGGGCAGCCCCAUUGGACGCUGCUGCAGCUGUGGAGCGGCGCCGCUGUAGAGGCAUCGAAGGUGGCGGCCACAUUGGGCGGCGCGGCGCUGCCGGGCGCCCUGAUCGCGCGCGCGCCGGUGGCGGCGGCGGCCGUCGCGGCGGGGGCGCUGCACGUCAUUCUGCAUGAUGGCUGGCGUGGCUUUGACUCGGAGUCAACCGCUGCUCCUCUAUCUACAGCCCUUGCCCACGCCGCUAUGGCGCGCCUGGCCGCCGCCGGCCACACGCCCACCGCCGCGGGCCUGGCCCGCGCACUGCUGCAGCUCCCCAGCUGCGACGGCCGCUGGGUGGCUCUUCCCCCUGGGGGCGCGUGGUGGCGGUGGGCACCGGCGUGGUGCGGCGCGGAGUGGCUGCUGCACUUGACGGCGCGCGACGAGGCUGAUGUUGCGCUGGUGACGCGGGCGCUGAUGGGCAGCCUACAAGGCAGCUGGGUGCGCCGCACACAGGGCAACGCGCCGCCGCCGCGCCGCGAGCGCGUCGGCGUGGCGGCCGAACGGGGCGGCGCGCAGCAGCGGGAGCGGGCGGCGCCUCCGCUCGGCGGCGAGGGGGCGCAGCCGGCGGCAGUGCUCAGAGCCUCAGCGGCCUCUGCGGCUGUGGCGGCGGCGGCGGCGGCUGCAGAUGCGGGCUGCAGCACCGGCAGCAGGGCAUCUGCCCAUACAGAUCCAGCAGAGCAUGCGAACGCAGCCGGGCCCCUUGCGUCCCUGAUGGCGGAAUUGGUCAAGGGGCACAGCGACAGCCAGGGUGCGCCGCAGGGCCAGCAGCAGCUCGGCGGCCUAGGGGCCGCGCUCGCAGACCUGGCCAGGGCCGUGCGCUGGCGCCGCGCCCGCGAGGGCGACGCCGCCGGCGGCUGCCGCGUCGGGGCGGCGCUCGCGGCGCUGGCUUGCUUUGCCGCCGGCGAGCACGGCCGCCCCACCGAGCCGCAGCUCAGUGCGGCCGUAUCGCGCCUGAUGCAUGCCGUGAGCGCCGACGUGGCGCGCGCGGCGGCGGUGGGCGACGGCGACCCGGAUGCAGACGGCAGGGCGCCUGGCGAGCACAGCCCCCUCGCCUGGCGCGCGGCUGCUGCAGACUUCGAGCUCGGCGGCCGCGCGCCCGCCGCAGCCGGGGAUCUCUACCCGCUGACCGAGCAGGGUUGGGAUCCUUAUGUUGUGCUCUGGAGCCUUUACGCCGACCCAGGCGCCCGGCCGGCCGCCCAUGCGAGGGCGACGCGGCGCCCCGAGCUGAUGCUCCGGCUCUGCCUUGAGUGCCUGGCCGCGGCGCCGAGCGCGGCCGCGCGCCGCCCGCUGCUGCGGGCCCUGGCAUUCGCCGCGGCGCGCGCCGCGCCGAGCAUCGCGCUGCUGCCGCUGGCGGCGGCGUGCGCGCGGGAGGGGCUGGGGCAGGAGGCGCGGGCGGUGGCGCGGCAGGCGCUGCUGCCGCACAGCCUGCGGUCGUGCCUGGCGGCGAGCACGCACGCCUACUACGCGCGUGUGUUUGGCAGCGGCUGGCUGGGCUCGAUGCAAGAGCUCCUAGCCUUUCUGUCAGCGCCGCAGGAGGGCACAGCGGCACGCGAGGACGAAGACGCCCUGCUGGCGGACUGCGUCGCCACGUCCCUGCUGCUGGACUGCCGCGCACCAGCCGACCCCGGGCUGCCGCCGCAGGAGCUCCGCUGGGUGGACACCCUGCCCGGCAGGGCUUGCGCCACCGCUGCCCGCCGCCGCCCGCCGCCGGGCGCCGCGAUUGCGCGGCCCGCGGUGCUGGGGUGGGUGCUGCACGUGCUGCAGCUGCUGUACUCGCGGUGGGCAGCACGCCCUUUUGGACCCCCCGUGUGUGACUCGCUCAUCGGCUUUGCCACGGCGUUUGACGGCGUUGGGCCGGCGGCGGCAGCGCGCGGCAGCGGCGGAGGGGGGCGUCUGGCGUGGGAUGUUUGGCUGCACACGACGCUGGCGGGGUGCGUGCUGCUGCCUCUGGCAGGGCACCUGGCGACGCAAAGCGCUUUCGACGCCGGCCUGUUGGGCUGGCGUGGCCUGGUCGCCCUCGCCGAGCCUGCCCUCGACGCCGAGCUCGCCACGGGCCAGACGGCCUGGGUGGCAGAGAUGGCAGAGUGGACGGCGCGCCGCCUGAACGCGGCCGCCGGCCGCCCAGCGGGCGGCAACGUGCUUGGCACCGGCGGCGUCGUGAGGGGCGCGGGGCUGCGGGGCGCCACGGCGCUCUACGACACACCGCUGCCGGAUGAGGGCGACGGCAGCGGCGACAGUGGCAGUGGCGAUGGUGGGAAGCGCCGGCUCUGA